Messenger RNA from Miscanthus lutarioriparius, 1479 nucleotides. Lineage: Eukaryota; Viridiplantae; Streptophyta; Magnoliopsida; Poales; Poaceae. The record is from the annotation of a GenBank genome assembly.
AUGGCCACGCUCCACCACCACCUCCUACCCCUGCAGCGUCUGCCCAACUCCCCCCGCCCACCGCCUCCUCGCCUCCGCCUCCCCACGAAGCCAUCGAGGCCCCACAGUCGGCUGCUCCCCCGCGCGGCAGCCAGCACUACCGCGACAGUGUCCGCGCUGGAGGACUUCCGGCGGUGGCUCGCCUCUCAUAGCGUGGGCGAUGGAGGAAAAGCCUUUCCAGCCGCCGUGCCGGAGGGCCUCGGCCUCGUGGCGGCUCGGGAUCUGCCCCGCGGGGAGGUCGUCGCGGAGGUGCCCAAGAAGCUCUGGAUGGACGCCGACGCCGUCGCGGCCUCCGACAUCGGCCGCGCCUGCGGCGGCGGCGGGGGCCUCCGGCCCUGGGUCGCCGUCGCGCUGCUGCUUCUCAGUGAGGUCGCGCGCGGGGCGGACUCGCCGUGGGCGCCCUACCUGGCCAUCCUCCCGCGCCAGAUCGACUCCACCAUCUUCUGGUCUGAAGAAGAGCUCCUAGAGAUACAAGGAACACAGUUGCUAAGCACCACAGUGGGUGUGAAAGAGUAUGUGCAAAGCGAAUUUGAUAGUGUUCAAGCAGAGAUCAUAAGCACAAAUAAGGACCUCUUCCCUGGUAGCAUAACAUUUGAUGAUUUCCUAUGGGCAUUUGGAAUACUAAGAUCAAGGGUGUUUCCAGAGCUCCGUGGAGAUAAGCUUGCUCUCGUACCAUUUGCUGAUUUGGUUAAUCACAGUCCUGAUAUCACCUCAGAAGGAUCAAGUUGGGAGAUCAAAGGAAAGGGUCUUUUUGGAAGGGAACUCAUGUUCUCCUUGCGAACACCAGUGGAUGUUAAAUCUGGACAGCAGAUAUAUAUCCAGUACGAUCUGGACAAGAGUAAUGCUGAACUGGCACUUGACUAUGGGUUUGUGGAAUCAAAUCCAUCAAGGGAUUCAUAUACUGUGACCCUGGAAAUCUCUGAAUCUGAUCCAUUUUAUGAAAACAAGCUUGACAUUGCAGAGUUAAACGGACUGGGGGAAACUGCAUAUUUUGAUAUAAUCCUUGACGAACCCCUUCCUCCUCAAAUGCUCCCUUACCUGCGAUUACUUUGCAUUGGCGGAACAGAUGCAUUUCUCUUGGAAGCACUCUUCAGGAAUUCGAUUUGGGGCCACCUUGAACUGCCAUUGAGUCCUGACAAUGAGGAAUCAAUAUGUCAGGUCAUGCAAGAUGCCUGCAAAUCAGCCCUUGCUGCCUACCAUACCACAAUAGAAGAGGAUGAAGAACUAUCGGAAAGAGAGAAUUUGCAGCCAAGACUUACAAUUGCAAUUGGAGUAAGGUCCGGUGAAAAGAAAGUACUCCAGCACAUUGAUAAUAUUUUUAAACAGAGGGGGGAGGAAUUAGAUGGCCUAGAGUACUACCAGGAAAGAAGACUCAAGGAUCUUGGUUUAGUCGGUGACAAUGGUGAAAUUAUUUUUGGGAGUCCUAGAUAUUGUUUCUAG